AUCACUUUGCCCAACUAGUAGUAAUAAAAAUUUAAGUACUAGCCGGUAUGUAUUCGUCCAAUAAGACCCGGUAAAAUCAUAUAGCAUAAGCCCCUAUAUUAAUAUCAGAGCCACAAGUCCAUACAAAAAUUGCCCCUAGUCCCCCACAAACCCUAAAAUCCCAAAUCUCCGCUCAUUCCGACCUCGCAUCUCUCGUUUCUCUGUUGUGACGGACGAUCAGUGAGAUCAGCCGCGAUCGACGACCUUCGCUGAUUUCCUUCAAACAUUAGGCUUUUGUAUCAAAUUGAACUUGCUUAAAAUCCUGUGGAGGAAGAAUCUACUGAACAACAAGAACAUGUCAUCAGGUAAGAAAGAAGAGAAAGGUGCCCAGGAUGCGGCAGAAAGAAUUAAGGCUGCAGCUUUGACAGCUGCGAAAGGCCUUAGCCGUGCUCAGGCUGAGCGAGCAGCUGCAGCUGCGGCCCGAAAUGUAAAUGCAUAUGGGCAGAAGGAAGAAGGGCCCAGCAGAUGGCAGGAGAGGAAGGAGGCGAAGCGACAGAUGUAUUUGAUGAGUACUGAGAAACAAGUAAAAUUGGGUGAAAGGAAAGAUCUCAAGUCUUCAAUGUCUACCACAGGUGGUACAGCUUCGCAAUGCCAAAAGUGUUUUCAAACCGGGCACUGGACGUAUGAGUGCAAGAAUGAGAGGGUUUACAUUUCACGACCUUCUCGUACCCAGCAACUCAAAAAUCCGAAAUUAAGGAUGAAGGUGUCAAUCUCUUAUGAUUUGGAUAACCCAGAUAUUCCUCAAGAGGCGAAGAGUGAUAAGAGCGAAAAGGGCGAGAAGAGUAAAAAGAGAAGCAAAAGGAAGCAUAGGUCAGAUACUGAGUCAAAAAGCGAUAGUGAGGCUUCAGUUUUUGAGUCUGAUAGUGGGUCAUCAUCAGUUACUGGAUCAGAUUAUUCUUCCGGAGAGAGUGAUUCAAGUUACAGUUCAUCCUCUGAUUCAGAGGAAGAGAGGAAGAGGAGGAGGAGGAGGAAUAAGAAGCAGCAGCAGAAGAAGAGGAGGCACCGUAGAUACAGCUCAACUUCUGAGUCUUCUGAGUCAGACUCGGAGUCUGAAUCUGAUUCUGAAGAUAGGAGCAGCCGGAGGAGGAGCAAGAGGCAUAGCCGAAGGCGCUAAAAAGGCAGCAGUAUGACAAUAAGAAGCAACUUAUGGUAUAAUGUAAGGUUUGUGUUGUAGUUGUGUAUUUGUCUUGCAAGUCUGUUUGGCGUGCACUGUGAAAAUUUUCUAGAUUAGGGUUUGCACCUUUUUUUUUUAUAUCUUUUUCUUUUUGGAUUGAAGUUGUAAUUUUGACUGUUGUGUUAUUGAUGAUACAGUUCCAGAAAUGUGUGUAAUUUUCUUUUGCCGCGGAAGUAAAGCCCCAUGUUAUUCAA
Cornus florida is the source of this 1407-nucleotide messenger RNA. RefSeq lists its product as uncharacterized. Gene Ontology annotation, molecular function: nucleic acid binding; zinc ion binding. Bases 335 to 1153 code for a protein of 272 amino acids. The record is from RefSeq and is a predicted model, not a curated record. Lineage: Eukaryota; Viridiplantae; Streptophyta; Magnoliopsida; Cornales; Cornaceae. The transcript is spliced from 2 exons.